Molecule: messenger RNA, 1008 nt
Organism: Cladocopium goreaui
Lineage: Eukaryota; Dinophyceae; Suessiales; Symbiodiniaceae
Source: the annotation of a GenBank genome assembly
AUGGUGGUGGUUCCAGGAAAGGAUGUGGGCAGCAGGUAUGCCAUCCUGGCUGUUGUGACGACAGUCUGGAGAAAUUCCAAGAAACCCCAGGUGACAAAUCUUCCUACCAGCCUGGGCCAUGUGGUGGCUUUCAGGUGCCUAGAACUGCAAGGCUGUCCGGGCUUCCUCACCAAGUUUCAGGCACAUCAGAGGUCCAAACCUUGGGUCCUGCGACCAGAGUCAGUGGUAGCGAUCCUUGAUGUUCAGGAUGAAGAAUUGAAAGUUGAUCGCAUGGUUUGCCAGCUUACGGAAAGCUCCAUGUCAGUUUGGACUGACUUGAACAGCAGCGUUGCUGACUGGUGGCCAGUUCCUGAGGAUGAACCAACCCAAGGUUCAAGAGGCUUGUACAAGAGGAAACGCAGGCAGAGAACCAAGAAAAAUUCAAAGAAGAAAAAGUCUGGAGGCGAUACCAAGGAGACUGAGGCAGAGGUGCCGGCAGAUGAUGAAGAAGCCAACGGCAUGGAAGAGAAGGAAAAGAAAAGCAAGGGCAAGUCGAAGAAGAAGAAGUCCUCAAAGGACAAGAAAGACAAAGAGCAGGUGAAGAAGGCAUCUGGCGUGAUCGUUGCCAGCAAGUCCUUGAAGAAGUUGAAAAAAGUUGAGAAAGCCAAGGUUGUCCCGUUCCAACCCAAGAACUUCAAGAAGAUUGGUGACGGCCCUACCUUGGUGGUGCAGACCAUGAAUCGCUUGAGGAAAGCCGAGCUAGGCAGAUUCAAAGAUCCUUCGUUCUCCCUCGAUGGUGUUUGCAGACUUCCUGGCAACCACAAGUUCAAGGAGAUCACGUGGGAAGAAGUGGUGAUGAACGCGCAUCAGUUCUUUGUAGCGACGUAUUGGAAGUUGUCUCCCAAGAUGUUUGGCAGACAAGUCCAUCAAAGAUUCCUCCGUGCUCAGACACAGCUUCAGGCCAACCAGCCUGAGCGAGGUGCUUGGCUGAUGUUGCUCACUGAGAUUUGCCAGUUCAUUAAGCGCUGA